UGAGGAGAGGAGCAGCGAUUCUCGCGAGAGUCUCGCCCGAGAGUCUCGCCCGAGCGCUCUGGCCACGCCCCCUGGUCCCUGUCGGCAGCGGCAGAGGGUUGUCACCCUUUUCCCCUUCCCUCUUUUCUUUCCCCCCCUUGUCCUCCCUUCACAGGUCGCGAAGCGAGAAUAGCGGCGGAGCAGCGCGAGUCGCCGAGAGCGCGAGGGAGAAAAAGAGAGAGAGAGCUCGCGCGGGGGAAGAGGGAGGCAGCGCGCGAACGAGCGCGAGAGGCCGGACGAAGGGAGGAGGGGGGGCCGCCGUCGCCGCGCGUGCGCCCCCGGAGAGAAGGGAGGAGGAGGAGCGGGUAGGAGCAGUUUCCCAAGUGUUGUGUUUCACAUUAUGGACUGAACCAACUUCAUCCAGGUUUUAUUGUGAAGGAAGAAAAAACGCACAGCUGUAAUAGCUUGACCACAGACGAGCUAAUCCACAACAGGGUAAAUGAGUCAGAAUGGAUCAGGAAGGUGGGGGUGACUUCCAGAAAACCCCUAACUUCCAGUGGAGAAACUACAAGCUCAUCGUUGACCCAGUGCUCAAGCGGGCCCCGCACAAGGUCUACCGCUAUGAUGGAGUACAUUUCAGCACUAAUGAUUCGGGCCUUGCUCCUGUGGGUGAUGUGCGGGAUCCCAGACGCAGGAUGUGGUCCAAGAACAGAGACAUUUCCCUCCCUGUCCCAAAGUUUAAGCUGGAUGAGUUCUAUGUGGGUCAGAUCCCUCUGAAGGAGGUGACCUUUGCCCGGCUCAAUGACAACAUCAAGGAGCCCUUCCUGGCGGACAUGUGCAAAAAGUAUGGAGACAUUGAGGAGAUUGAGAUCCUCUACAAUCCGAAGAACCGCAAGCACCUGGGCCUCGCCAAGGUGCUCUUCACCAGCACAAGGGGAGCCAAGGAAACUGUCAAGAACCUGCACAACACUUCGGUCAUGGGCAACAUCAUUCAUGCUCAGCUCGACAUCAAAGGUCAGCAACGAAUGAAGUAUUAUGAACUGAUUGUGAAUGGCUCCUAUACACCCCAGACUGUCCCCACUGGAGGCAAAACACUCAAUGAGAAGUUCCCAGCAGACUCGUCAGAGUCCCGAAGGCGCCACUCAACAGACUCCUCCUACGCUAGUAACACAAUGCCUUCAACGCCUGGCAAUGGCACACCUUCCUCUCAGGACACUCCAUAUUCCAGUGGUAGGCAGGAUACGCCUUCUUCGUAUGGCCAGUACACGCCACAGUCUUCCCAGGGGACUCCGUACACUCCCCGGGGAGGGACGCCAUAUUCUCAAGAUUCUGCUUACUCCAGCAGGCAAGGGACGCCAGGCUACUCUAGCUACCAGCCAGAGCCAACAUCGUACAAAUCCCGCCGACAUGAGAACAGCUUUCCAGACUCGUACUCGCGUCGGCAUUAUUCUUCUUCGUCCUCUUCCUCCUCCUCCUCGUCUUCUUCCUCUUCCUCCUCCCACUUCCGUAGCAAUGACCACCACUACCCUCCCUAUAAUCAGCAGUUUGAUGGUGGCAGUGGCGGCAGCAGUGCUGCCACAAUCAGCAGCAGCAGCCGGUACCAACGCCUCUCAUCCACCUCAGAAGGGCGCCCGUCUUCUUCCACCCCCUCCUCCUCCUCCUCUCAUCGCUCCCACCAAAGAGAGGACCCUGGCUUCCAUUCCCGGCACAGGGAGCGCUCCCAGAGGGAUGAGGCGACUCCUUCCUCCACAGUCAGCACCCCCACGGUCACCACCCCCUCCUCCUCUUCUUCGUCGUCUGUGGCCACCACAGCCCCAGAUAGUGCUCAAUUCCAGAACAGCCACGGCUUCCCUCAGCAGAGUGCAGAGCCCUUUCCAGCACCCAGCAUUCUCUACCCACCGUACACAGCCACUCCGGAACCUUUCUCCCUUCCCGUGGAACCCCUUGCCGUGGACCAGGACUACCGGCUGCUCCCCACAGCCGAGACUUUUGCUGCCAACUCCUUGCCUCCCACCGAAUUUCUUGCUCAGGAAACUAAAGAGAACACCAGCCCAGUAGUGGCAACUGUUGCAGUGGCCGAUGACCGGUCCCAUUCCCCUGCUGUGCAGACCUCGCCAGCCCGGUCUGGCUCCCCUGCGCCUGAAACUACCAACGAGAGCGUCCCUUUCACUCAGCACAGCAGCUUGGACUCCCGCAUCGAGAUGCUGCUCAAAGAGCAAAGGUCCAAGUUCUCUUUCCUCAUUUUGGACACGGAAGAGGAAGACGAGGAGAAGGGAGGGCCCAAAGGAGUGGAGCCACACGGACCCUGCACUCCACCGCCUCCCCUUCCUGUCAGUUUUGAAGAUGUGGUGCCCGCGCUGGACAUGGGAUCAGGAGCAGAAUCUCCGAAAGCCAAUGGACAAGAUAGAGCAUCUCAACAAUCUUCAGGUGAAGACAUGGAAAUCUCUGAGGAUGAAGCAGAGGUCGAGCCCCCAACCCCUGUGGCAGGGGUGUCUGAACCCCAUUUUUCUGUGAUGCCGUCAGCCCUGGGCCACAUGCAACUGGGCGUGUCCUCCUUUACCCCCCACCACCGACCAGAGCCUCCCCCCACCUACCCGAUACAGCCUCUCAUGUCUGUCUCCCUCCCGCACCUGGCGGGCAAGACCCACUCGCUCUCCAACUACGGCCAGGUUGGCCCACGGCAUGCUCACCGCCUCUCGGACUUCAGAGGGCGUGCGGGGGUGGUGGGCGGAGGCCGGGGUGCCCCCCACAUCUACGACUUUGUCAACUCCAUGGAGCUGAUGAACCGGCUGGGCAACCAGUGGGGCGGGAUGCCCAUGUCCUUCCAGAUGCAGACGCAGAUGCUGAGCCGCCUGCAGCAGCUGCGUCAGAGCAAAGGCCAGUUUGAGGACCCUUUCCCCUACCACCGGGACGCGGCUUCCUUCUGCGGCCGCCCCCUCUACGGGCACGGCUACCUACUGGACCAGGCUAACCGCCACUUCCAGAGAGACCAGCUGUUCAUGCAGCAGCCAUCAGCAGUGGGGGCCUCAGAGCAGCAGCAGCAGCAGCAGCAUUCCUCGGAGCAGCCCCCUCUGCCACCCCCACAGCGCCUCCUUGAUUUCCGGGCCGCCUCAUGGGGAUACCAGGAGGAAGUGGCUCCCCCCCCACCUCUUCCAAAGGACCCCCAUGCCUCUGUAGUGGACAGCGUCCUUGAGACACUCAUGCAGGAGAUGAAGAGCAUCAUGCAGCGUGACCUCAACCGCAAGAUGGUGGAGAACGUGGCUUUCAACACCUUUGACAAGUGGUGGGAGCGCAAGGAGGAGAAGGCCAAGCCUUUCCAGAGUACUGUCAAGCAGCCAGUCAAGGAAGAGGAGAAAGACAAGACAAAGCUGAAAGACCCUGCCCUGCUGUCUCUGGUUGACUGGGCCAAGAGUGGCGGCACUGGCGGCGUGGAAGGGUUUGGCUUUGGGACUGGCUUUCGAGGAGUUCUGGGACUCCCAUCCUUCAAGGUGAAAAGGAAAGAGCCAUCUGAAAUCUCGGAGGACAGUGAAGUGAAGCAGCCACACCCAUCUACUCUUGCUGAAGAGGAUGAGGAAGAUAAGGAUUCCUCACAGGUACCCAAAAGCUCCAAGAGGGAUGAUGAACGGAUCAAAGGGCCAGGGAAAAGGCGGAAACUUUUCUGCUUGGAUAGUGAGGGAGAGGAAGCAUCUGAGGAUUCAUCCUCUGAGAAGGAGGAGGAGGAGGAGCGGAGGGAGGAAGGUGAAGGUUCUAGGGAGCGCGGCACGAAGAAGGAGGAAUCUGAAGAUGAAGGUGAGAGCGACGGCUCCUCCAAGUAUUCUCUCUAUGGCGAGUCCGAUGAGGACAGUGACAGCACUUCUGAUUCAGAGAGCAGCUCUUCGUCUUCUUCUUCCUUGUCCUCCUCUUCAUCUGAUGAGGAGGAAGCUGAGAGCAUGGAGGAAAUGGACGAAUCUACCAUGGACAGCUGCCCCACCGAGCCACUGAGAGACCUGGAAGAGAGAAUGCGUCAAACCACAGGCGCUGAGCUUGAUAAGAAGAAAACAGAAGCAGGCCUGCUCCAAGCAGAAGGAAAGCCUGUUCCUCUAAAGGAUGGCAUCCUGGCCCUGCAUCUAGAAGAGAAGGUUGUUGGGACGGCGCCAGAAGAACGACCCAGGCCGGAAGAGCGACCUUCCUCACCUAUCCCACUACUGCCACCACCCAAGAAGCGCCGGAAAACAGUCUCCUUCUCAGCUCCUGGUGAGGAUGACGAGAUCAAGGCGGCAUUUGAGAAGCCACUGGAACCAGCUCCUUCAACGCUUUUGCCUCCGCCACCUCCUCUUCCACCACCACCUCCACCGCCUGUCCCCACAGAGGUAGCACAGGCCCCCUUAGUGCCUGUAGAACCCAUGUUACCAUCCCAAGUGCCCUUAACCUCGGAACCCCCAGCUCCAGCUGCCUCUCCCCUGCGUCCUGCAGCGCCCCCUGCCAAGGCAGUGGCCCCUGCCAGCCGCAAGAGGGAGACCCCCAAAGCCAACCAAAGAACAAUCAGCAACCUGCCGGCUGACCACGCUUCCCUGGUGAAGUGUUGGACGGACGAGCUGCUUCCAGCCGGCCGGUCCCGGAGCCGCUCUCGCUCCCGGAGCUCAGAGGCCCCACGGGCACCCCAGCCCCCUGGAGAGGACAGGCUACACCUGCGCGAGCGGAUGGGCGCUUCCUCACUACUGGAGCUGGCGAAUCAACCCAACCUGGCUGUGCUGGCGGACGUGGCGCUGAAGAUGCCUGGCGCAGGCAGUGAAGACUCUGAGGAGACAGAGACCUCCGACGAGGCCGAGGAGCCCAAGGCCAUGCCACCAGUCCCCACGCUGCCCCCGGAAGUCAGCAGCAUUCUGAUGGAGCAUAACUACGCCAUGGCUGUCCGCGCAGCACCUGCCUCCCGCAAAGCCGACGAGGUGGUGUUGUCUGGCGCCGCCGACCUGCCGCGUGUGGAUUUGUACAGCGAGCACAUUGGCGAGGUCCUGGAGGCGCCUGAGGAGGUUGUGGCUGAUGCCAGUGAGGUCAAAGCUGAGCCUGACGUGGGUGACCUGGUUUCGCUGCCCCCGCCUCCACUACCUGAGAAGCCCAAGGCAGCUGUCCCACAGCAGCAGCAGCAGCAACAACAACAACAACAACCACCCCAGGCCAAGAAGCAGCCCCAGUGGCUCAAGGAAGAGGCCCUAAAGGACCUGGGGACCUUGCACUUUGGACCUGAGGACCUGUUCCCUUCAGAGAGUGAGGAGGAGGAGGAAGAGGAGGAGGAGAGUGCUGACAGCAGCGACGAAGGGGAGAUUCGCAGGCGCUCCCUCCGCUCCCACUCGCACAAGCAUGCCCCUGCUCAGCCACCUCCGCUGCCCCUGGCCUUUGAGACGCGCAGUGAGUUUGAGCAGAUGACAAUCUUGUAUGACAUCUGGAACUCAGGGCUAGACCUGGAGGACAUGAAGUACCUGCGGCUGACGUACGAGCGCCUGCUGCACGAGGACAACAGCACGGACUGGCUGAACGAUACCCACUGGGUCCACCACACCAUCACAAACAUUGCGAACCCCAAGCGGAAGCGGAAGUCGUCAGACCUGCGGGAGCACCAGACAGGCUGUGCCCGCAGCGAGGGCUAUUACCAUAUCAGCAAGAAAGAGAAGGACAAGUACCUCGACGUCUGCCCGGCUACCGUGCAGCAGCUUGAUGCUGCUGACGUACAGGGCACCAACCGCAUCCUGUCCGAACGGCGAUCUGAGCAAAGGCGUCUGCUCAGUGCCAUUGGCUCCUCCGCCAUCUUGGAUAGCGACCUUCUGAAACUCAACCAGCUGAAGUUCCGCAAGAAGAAGCUACGCUUUGGUCGGAGUCGAAUUCAUGAAUGGGGCCUCUUUGCCAUGGAGCCCAUCGCUGCUGAUGAGAUGGUCAUUGAGUACGUGGGUCAAAAUAUCCGGCAGGUGGUGGCUGACAUGCGCGAGAAGCGGUAUGCGCAGGAGGGCAUCGGGAGCAGCUACCUUUUCCGCGUGGACCACGACACAAUAAUCGACGCCACCAAAUGUGGCAACCUAGCUCGCUUCAUCAACCACUGCUGCACGCCCAACUGCUAUGCCAAAGUCAUCACCAUAGAAUCCCAGAAGAAGAUUGUUAUCUAUUCCAAGCAGCCCAUCAGCAUCAACGAGGAGAUCACUUAUGACUACAAGUUCCCGAUUGAGGAGAACAAGAUUCCUUGCCUGUGUGGCACAGAGAAUUGCCGGGGCACCCUGAACUGAGACAUAACCCUGGCGUUUGUAUUUAUUUUGUUUCCCCAGCCCUAAUCUCGCCUCUCACCCGUAGCUCAGCUCUUUUCCCGCAGAGUUGUGGGGAAACUCUCAGACGCCUUAAGACCCAUCCAUGUUCCCAGCCAAUGAGAAAGCACUUCCCUCGCCUCAGGUUCGAAUCAACAAGAAGUUCCUUUUUCUUCCACCAGCCAGGCUGGUGAUAGUUUCUUUUCAGGUGUUGCUGUCAUUUUUGUUCUAGCCUCCAACACCAAUUAACAAAACUCCUGUAGAUUCUGACUCUUUGCAGAAGUCAAAUGUCCUUCCCUUUCCAGCUUAAGAAGGCCUGGAUAUUAGUGUGGUUAAUUCUGUAAGACCCACCAGCUCUGUUGCUAAACUCAGAGUAUGGCUUAAUAUGUUGAGGAAAUCAGCAGGGUGGCUGUGUGGUGGAAUUUCCCUUCUCGGUAUCAACUAUUUCAGGUUAUGGGUCUCCAGCGCACAGCUGUCAAUUAGCUGUUGACUUUGAGAAUGGCAGGUUGGGAUCAGUGCCUCCUGCGAAACCUUUUGAGGCAGUGCAGUGCUUGAUACCCCUAAGGGCACAUCUGUUGGAGCUAAGAGCUGCCCAGGCCCUUGAAAUUUAAGAUUGUGGAGCAUUUGUCCUCACAUUUCCAAAGGGUUGGGGGGGGGGGGUUUCCCUGUUUUUUUGACAGAGAGGCCUGGAACAACCCCUGCCCCAGGGACUUUGUUCUGGGGUUAAAGGUUGCUCCCGAAAUCUUUCUGCUUAUGGCCAGGGUGCACUGGGGGCGGGGCGGGGGGCGGAGCAUGUCAUUGUCCAGACGCAUCAUUCGGCUAGAUUUGUCACCAUGGGCAAAAACUUGAACCUUCCUGCUUCAGUGUCUAUCUCCUCAUAGAAUUAUCAUCCUGUUGAUUCUUUCUCCUUCCAAGCACUUGAGGCUAGAGAAAUAGAGGUCCUGAAAACCAAUUAAGAUUGUGUCAUUCAUUUUGCAAUCUCCCUUUUCUGACUCUUUUUUAAAAUUCUGUAACGUGUAGUAAAACGGGGGGACAGGGACUAGCCGUAAUAAUGAAGGGGAGUUGAGUUUCUUUCCUUGUUACAGUUAUGGCUUCAAAUGAUGCUGACUUACAGCGUAAGCUAAGACUUUCCUACAUCCCAGCCACCCCUAAUAAUUUUUCUUUAGGAGAAGAAAGUUGUGUAUAUAUCUAUUCCAGAUGGAUUGGCUGUUUCUUGUAGAAACACAUGCGUUUAUUAGUAUGUAAAUAUUUUAUUUUGUUUUCCUCUUCAUACUAAAACGAAAACUGUAAAUAAUGUUGCAAUGUAUUUCCUUCUCCUGUUUUUUUAUCCUUGCUUGCCCUGUGCCACCCUUUUCCUUUGAUGCCAAGUAGGAUUUCUCUCUCCCCCCCUUUUCCCUCUAGGGUUUUUUUGGGGAGGGAAGGGAGCAUAUAACUUUCUGGCAGGGGGUCAAAGAGUGUAUUUCUUUAUUUCUUUUAAAUGGGAGUCAGUUUUGAAAGUGAAAGAUUUUUAAAGUAGGCAUAUGGAAAUAUUUUAGCAGGUUUGUUUGUUUUUUUCAUUUUAAAGUUCUGUCUUCAUUCUGCUUGUCCCAGUGUUUGAAUUUUGAAUAGUGUUGAGCUAGGUGUUUGGGAACAUAUCAUCUCCCUGGCUAGCAUGUGUUUCCUGCAGUGGACUGUCCAGAGCUAUGAGGAAUUAGCUGCUUUCAGUUCCCCGCAUCCAGAAUGCCCUUUACGUUCUAGGGGAAACCACAGGUGACACCUGAAAACGUUUCCAUCUGUAUUUUAAUAGUAGAGAGGGGCAAGGGGGUUGCUUUCAAAGGAGGAUCAGCAUGCAGGCUGGUAACUCUCUUCUUUCUGCUGCCCUCUGCUGUGUCCCAAAUCUUCCCCAUCCCAAGACAGCUAUUGAGCGAAUCCAUUUACUUCUCAGUUUCCACCCAAUUGGCAUAUAUGGUGUGGGAUAAAUGGUUGAACUAGUCCAACAGAAUAAAAUGCAGCCCUUCUGAGAUGUCUCUUAUUGAUCUCACAAGCCUGUAAAUGCUUGGGGUGAGUUUUAGACAUGCCCAUCUCGAUGUGGUGUUUCAUAGGGCCGAAGAACUGCAUAUUAUGUUAGCCUGGUUUGCCAGUCCAUCCUUGCUGAAUAUAGUUAAUGUUGGAAGUGGGGGCAUGGAGGGCCUGCUUAAUGUUUCACUACUGCUUCUCCCCCCCCCCCCAAUCCUUCCCUCCAGCUGUUUUGCCCCCAAUCCCCAUCUUGUACCCCAUCUGUGGGUCCAAGAGUGGAAAGAGAGGUAGGAGUGUAGAGAGAAGCAGGGAAGGCUUAUGAACCUUCCACCCACCACGUCUCCUGUGAAAAGGCCCCUUCCAUAAAUUUUUAUUAUUAUUGUUUAGCAAACACACUUUGGAACUGAACCCUCGUUGGCUGAUGUAGUCUGUAGUUCCACCCCAUUUCUUCCAGUAUUUUGAAGGGUAAUUAAGUUCAAGUAACAUGCACCUUUCUCACUUUGCUCUACAUUUAGUAAAACCUCUCCCACUCUGGGCCUCCUUUGUGUAUCCUCUUGGGGGCAGGAUUAAAAUUGCUACUGCUUUCUGCUCCUUUUCUUUUUUUCACUAUGGUGCAAUCAUGGCACCUCCCCUAAAAGCCCUGGCCAGUUUUAAGGUAUGCUUCCAUAUCUAAAGAAAUGGCAGAUGACUUCCUCUCCUGCUGUAAAAGGCUCCAUUAAGACUUGCCCAAUAUAAGUUGGGUGUUUUGUUCGUUUGUGGGACAAGGAGCAGAAUACUUGCAGCAGGUUUGCUGAAUUAUAUAAUUUUGUCGCGCAUCUUACACAAUUCUUGUCAGAAGCUUAAAUUAUUUUCCCCCUCUUACUACUAUAGUGUUUUGAAACCAAAGAGACAGGAAGUUGUGGAAACCCCAUGUUAGCAACCAUUGUUUUGAAGUGAAAGGGGGCUGAAUCAUCUCAAGUAGCUGCCUGUUUUGUUUCUCACUGCCUGGAUCUCCCUCCCCACCCCCAGGUGAUCUCAGUCUCGAACAUCCAUAAUUCCACUGACUUUCUAAAUAAACUCUACACACAUUUACUACUUACAGAUUUUAUUGAGGGGGUGGGGUGGGGAGGAAGGAAUUUGUUUCAGGCAUAUUCAGUGAGAAACGGGGCCAACCACCCACACCUCCGGUCAUUCUCUCAUUCCCUUCUGCCUAAAAACCUCAGGUGGAUCUUCACCUGCACGGAAGACAGGUGGAUUUUAGGCAAUUAAAUAGUGAAAACAGCUGCAGUAAUAAACGGACCCUUUUAUUCCCUCCCUUCUACAUCUCUCAAGUCCCCGUCUAAGCCCGAUAAAAUAUCGACCUGUCUUUGGUGGACUCUCCCAACUCGAAUCUCUGCUGUAUUUAAAAUUUUGAAAUAACUCUCUCCCAAACCCUACAUCUUCUUGGCUUUUUUGAAAUUAUUCGUUGCUGCAGUGUUUGUUUGUCUGUUUGUAAGCUUCGCUCUCACCCACCCCCAGUCAGUCAGAAGGAUAUGACCGAAGUCUUACUAUGCGUCUUGUCUGCAUUUCCAUUUAAAACAAAACAACAAGCAGCCUGUUGGAUUGGAGCUUUUUAAAGGCCCUCUCUCUCCAGGCUGCUGUUUCAGCAGCUCCAGCCCCUUAAAAUCCAUCUCAUCUUAAAGGUUCAGAAACUAGAUCCUUCCAAGUCUCCUUGACAAGUUUAAACCAGCAGCCGCCUCUUAACUGUAAUAAACUACUGGCCAAACUUUUUCAUCCUAGCUAUCCAUGCUUUUCAGUGUAUUGACAGAUUUUGAUUUCAACUGGAAAUUCUUGUAAGAACAAGCUUGCUUCUAUUCACAGUUGCGAUAUUAAUUUUUUUAAAAAAAGUGCCUUUGAGCCAAUACAUUGCUGGGGAAGAGGGGAGGUGAAGUUUAAAGCACAUAAUGUCUCUGAAUUAUGUUUGGUGGCAGAUUUUUGAAAAGCUGGCUGUAUUUCAGCAGGUUGGCAUGACAAAUCAAGCUUCUGUUUUUACUGGGUGUAAAUCUUUUCUGCUGAAGUCAAGUCACAAACGCUGUGUUUAGAGGCGCUGCAUCAUCUCAGUUCCCAAAUAUUUCAGAGGGAGGUUUUGGCUGGUUUGGGGAGUGUGACUCUCCUUGUUUUAGAUUCACUACCACUGAGAUACACAAGCAGAGGAUUAGAGCUUUCAUUUGGCUCAAAUGGAAGGGAGAAUACCCUGGAUUAGGGUUUGGUAGGCUUCCUACCAACAUUUCACCUCCUUUAGAAAAGUUCCAUUUAUUAGAUUUUGCCAUAUAUUUUAUGCAGGAAUGGUUUCUGGUCUUAUGAAACCCCUGCUAUUUAUUUGCAUACACCAGUGUGCCUUUUCCAAGCUGUGGAUAGAAAUCCGUUAUUUGCUCAUUGCCUGCAGUUGGUUCAAACCCUUUAGUUUUGGCAUGAGUUCUCCUCUCCCCAGGUCUUAAAUAUGCUUUAAAAAUUGUUUGCAGUGGGUGGUGGGUGGGAUUUAUUGCUUCCUUCUUCAUCUUGAAAUCCAGAAGUCUUGGUUGUUCCGCAGUGGUUCCUCCCCC
Molecule: messenger RNA, 10801 nt
Organism: Zootoca vivipara (common lizard)
Lineage: Eukaryota; Metazoa; Chordata; Lepidosauria; Squamata; Lacertidae
Source: RefSeq, a predicted model, not a curated record